Molecule: messenger RNA, 2130 nt
Organism: Conger conger (European conger)
Lineage: Eukaryota; Metazoa; Chordata; Actinopteri; Anguilliformes; Congridae
Product: cadherin-7-like
Exons: 10
Coding region: 16-1827 (603 amino acids)
Biological process (GO): adherens junction organization; calcium-dependent cell-cell adhesion; homophilic cell-cell adhesion
Cellular component (GO): plasma membrane; catenin complex; adherens junction
Molecular function (GO): cadherin binding; calcium ion binding
Source: RefSeq, a predicted model, not a curated record
GCCGGGGUGCCUGAGAUGUCUCCCAUCGGUAUCAUCAGGACGGCCCUACCCAACAUGGACCGGGAGGCGAGGGACGAAUACCUCCUGGUCAUCAUGGCGAAGGACAUGGUGGGGCAGAUGGGGGGGCUCUCCGGCACCACGUCCGUAACCGUCACGCUGACCGACGUCAACGACAACCCUCCCCGCUUCUCUCGCAAAUCCUAUCAGUUCAGCGUUCCGGAAUCCCUGCCGCUGGCCUCCGCGGUCGCCAAGAUAAAGGCGGCGGACCCCGACGUGGGAGCCAACGCCGAGAUGGAGUUCCGAAUUAUCGACGGGGACGGCCUGGGGGCGUUCCGAGUCACCCCCGACAAAGACACGCAGGAGGGAGUCAUAACUCUGCAGAAGGGGCUGGACUACGAGACCAAGUCCAGCUACACGCUCCGCAUCGAGGCCACGAACCGGAACAUCGACACGCGCUUCCUGAGCGCGGGGCCCUUCUCGGACACGGCGACCGUGCGCCUGACCGUGGAGGACGUGGAGGAGCCGCCCGUCUUCUCCUCCCCCCUCAGCCGGAUGGCGGUGUCCGAGGCCGCCAAGGUGGGCACCGUCAUCGGCACGGUCUCCGCCCACGACCCCGACUCCACCGGCAACACCAUCAGGUACUCUAUAGACCGCAACACAGACCUGGAGCGCUUCUUCAACAUCGAUGCCAUGACGGGGGUCAUCAGCACCGCCAAGCAGCUGGACAGAGAGGUCAACGCAGUGCACAACAUCACCAUCCUCGCCCUGGAGAGCCAGGACCCGACCCAAGUCGGAAAGGGAAUCGCCCUCAUCACGGUGAUGGACAUCAACGACAACGCGCCAGUCUUUGCCAUCGAGUACGAGACCUACCUGUGUGAGAGUGCGAGCCCCGGACAGGUCAUCCAGACCAUCAGCGCGGUCGACAGGGACGAGCCACCGAGCGGACAUCGCUUCUUCUUCGCCCUGACCGCCGAGGCGGCCGGCAACCUCAACUUCACGCUCAGAGAUAACAAAGACAACACGGCGUCCAUCUUGACGAAGCGCGGGGGGUUUGGGCGGCGGGAGGAGGCCCUGUACCGGCUGCCCAUCCUGAUCGUGGACAGCGGCAGCCCGUCGCUGAGCAGCACCAACACGCUGUCCAUCCGCGUGUGCAACUGCGACCCCGAGGGCGUGGCCCAGUCCUGCAGCCCCGCUGAGGCCUACAUGCUGCCCGCCGGCCUCAGCACCGGCGCGCUCAUCGCCAUCCUGGCCUGCGUGCUCACUCUGCUGGUGCUGGUGCUGCUCAUCGUGACGAUGAGGCGGAGGAAGAAGGAGCCCCUGAUCCUGGACGAGGAGAGGGACGUGCGGGAGAACAUCGUGCGCUACGACGACGAGGGCGGGGGCGAGGAGGACACGGAGGCCUUCGACAUGGUGGCCCUGCGCAACCUCAACGUCAUCCGCGACCACAAGGCGCGGCGGGACGUGACGCCCGAGGCGCCCGCCCCGUUGUUCCCCGCCCGCCCGCCGCCCUACAAGGCCGCGCCCGACAACGGCGUCUUCCGGGAGUUCAUCUGGGACCGGCUGAAGGACGCCGACCUGGACCCGUCGGCGCCGCCCUACGACUCCCUGCAGACGUACGCCUUCGAGGGCAGCGGCUCGGCGGCCGAGUCGCUCAGCUCGCUGGAGUCGCUGGGCGCCGACUCCGACCACAACUACGACUAUCUCAGCGAGUGGGGGCCGCGCUUCAAGAAGCUGGCCGACCUGUACGGCCACGAGAUACAAGUGUCUUCCUCUACAGAAAGAGUUCAUGUAAACCAAAGCUGCAGGAAAUGUAUUUUAUCUGAGUAAACUAAAAGGCGGACUGUGGGAGAUAAAUCGGGAUUUUUCACCGAGAAUGUGACUGGAAAGACCAGGCGCCUUGGCCGGAUAAUUACAGCGAGCUGAGCUCUCACGCUGUGAGGCAGACCGGCCGGACGCUCGGUGAUGUUUCACCCGCGGAGAAAGCGUCGUUUGGACAACCUGAUUCUUUUUGAGAGAGCGGAGAUCCUUUGCUUUGCGCGUCGCCGAUUUCACAGAGGAGAGAAGAGCGAUUAAUUAAGGUGUAUGACACAGACCAGAAGGUCCCGUGUCGUGUCAUCUCUAUCUCUGCCA